AACUGACGAAUCACAACCGUUGAUUCGAUCGAGUGGAUCCGGCACAUCUGAAGCUCCGAUGCACCGUCGAUUAUAAGCAUUUUCGUGUGGUCUUCUUCUCCACCAUCUUCUCGGAGAGUGUCAGUAACCAUUGAUUUGACCAAAUCCUCGCGACGGCGCCGAUUCUAUCCCACAUUUAAAUUAGGGCAUUUCGAAUUUGUUUACACGUGGGAAGUUCCCAUUAGUCAUGAUGUUAUAUAUAAUAACAAUUCGGAAUAAGCCUCUGCUUUAGACGGAAGGUUACUGGUUGAAUAUGUGAGAUCGGAGUUUUCGAGAGUUUCGGCGAAGACGGAGAAAGAGAGAAAGAAGGAGGUGAAAAAUGAUAAAGGCAGUGUUGAUGAUGAACACACAAGGCAAACCACGGCUAGCGAAAUUCUACGAUUUCUUGCCUGUAGAGAAGCAACAAGAGCUCAUACGCGGAGUAUUUUCAGUAUUGUGCAGUAGACCUGAGAAUGUAAGCAAUUUUCUGGAGAUCAAUUCAUUGUUUGGCCCGGACUCUCGGCUUGUAUACAAGCACUAUGCUACUCUCUACGUUGUGCUUGUUUUUGAUGGUUCGGAAAAUGAGCUCGCCAUGCUUGAUCUCAUUCAAGUUCUUGUUGAAACACUUGACAAAUGCUUCAGUAAUGUCUGCGAACUCGACAUUGUGUUCAACUACAGCAAGAUGCAUGCCGUGUUAGAUGAGAUUGUGUUUGGAGGACAGGUACUUGAAACUAGUUCCGCGGAAGUCAUGAAGGCUGUUGAAGAAAUAUCAAAAUUAGAAGCUGCCUCGAACUCGAUUUCGCUUGUCCCGAAGUCUGUUUCCGGGUGGCGUGGUCGUUAGCUUCAUACCUUAUUUCAACGGUGACAGAGAAAGAGUCAGUUGAAUAUUGAAAUUACUUCAAAGCCUUUGUAAUUCAACUCUUCUUUUCGGUGUUUGUUUAUACGAACUGUAGUAGUCUUCUCUUG
Messenger RNA from Eutrema salsugineum, 984 nucleotides. RefSeq names its product AP-3 complex subunit sigma. Gene Ontology annotation, biological process: Golgi to vacuole transport; protein transport. The record is from RefSeq and is a predicted model, not a curated record. NCBI's taxonomy places the organism in Eukaryota, Viridiplantae, Streptophyta, Magnoliopsida, Brassicales, Brassicaceae. Bases 359 to 859 code for a protein of 166 amino acids. The transcript is spliced from 7 exons. Gene Ontology annotation, cellular component: intracellular membrane-bounded organelle; AP-3 adaptor complex.